This is a messenger RNA of Hippocampus zosterae (dwarf seahorse), 5528 nucleotides long. RefSeq names its product atrophin 1 (gene atn1). Bases 392 to 5470 code for a protein of 1692 amino acids. Gene Ontology annotation, molecular function: transcription corepressor activity. The record is from RefSeq and is a predicted model, not a curated record. The transcript has 10 exons. Gene Ontology annotation, cellular component: nucleus. NCBI's taxonomy places the organism in Eukaryota, Metazoa, Chordata, Actinopteri, Syngnathiformes, Syngnathidae.
AAAAGGGGGUGGGGAAGAGUCGAGCGCACAUACGCAUCAAUUUGUACAGUUCAGCUUUUUCCACGCAGCUACCGAGAUUUCAGCCGCAUUGUUGCUCUCGCCCGGUAGCUGCUACCGCUUCUUUGUGUGCGCGUGUGCGUGUGUGUGCGUGUGUGUGUCCGUCUGUGCAACAUGAGGCGGCGCGCGUUGCGUGAAAAGGCGACAAAAAGGAGGGCGAGGAAGGAAAAAGGGGGAGUGAGAGGAGCAGCGGCGGCGGCGGCAGCACGCAUCGCUGGAUAUUAAAGGUUUCCCCCGUGCUCUAUCACCCGAGUGAGUAAGCAACCCCGGACGCGACCCGUUCAACUCCAUGCAAUGGCUUGUGUAGUAAAAUGGACGUUCUAAAGCCGAAAUCAUGAAAACACGGACGCACAAAGACUCGGUGCCCAUGCGCAGCGGGCGGCGGCGGGGAGCGAGCGAGGAGAGGAGGGGCCGACGCCCGCAUGCUAGCCCAACUCGCGCCGAACGCAACGAAAGACAGACGCCAAGAGGUGGCGGUGAGGAAGUGGCUGGGAAUCGCUUCGGUCGCAGAUCACAAGGCCAUGAUUCGUCGGAGAGCGAGGGGGAGGAACUUGUGUCUCCAGCAAAAAGGCAGAAAGUUCAGGAUUCGGCAGCCACCUCGAACCCUCCAACGUCAACACACGCCGCUGACAGCUUGGCUCCCUCCGCCGUUCAGCCUCCAACCUCUGCGGUCGGCCAAUCCCGCGAGAGUGACAAUGAGGACGGCCAAUCCCAGGGCAGCAGGAGUUCGGUGGUCGGGAGCCUGGCGAAUAGCAGCAGCAGCAGCUUGAGCAGCGGGCGGGACAUCGACCAGGACAAUCGUUCUUCUUCCCCGAGUCUCUCCGCUUCGCCCCUGGGUAGCCUCGACUCUGAUUCCGAGGGCCCGGACUCACCAAAGCAAGGAGAGCGGGAACGGGAGAAAAGUAAAGAUGGAGGAGCGGGAAGCGUGUCCGUGGAUGACAGAAGGGCGCAACGGGAGCGGAGAGGGGAGGAUCCUUGCGGGGACGAACAAAAGACGGAUACGGAUGCACGAAUUGAGGACUGUGCGCUUAAGCCUAUCCAUCCUGGCCCCUCCUCUGGUCUCAAUUCCUCGGGUCGUGGCGCCGGGGAAUCUUCUUCCAACGACGGCACUGGCGGGAGGAAGUCCUAUUUCUCCCUGGACUCCAAACUCAUUUCCAAAGUGGAGUACGACGGACCAACAGGCACCGACGCGAUGCCGAGCGGCAAUAGAAUCAAUUCCAAAGCCAACACGCAAGGUGUUACAAAGACAUCCGUCUCAGGUGGAGACUUUUCCCACAACAGCCCCGGCAUUCCCCAUUCCUUGCCCCCGCCGCCGCUUCCUCCCCCACCUGCUCUAAAACCACUGGAGCUUGGGGGACAAAAUCUCCCCCCAGAGGUUAAAAUAGAAAGAGAGAAAAUGGAAAAGGCAGAAAAGCACCUGGACAAGGCCCAGUCCACGCCUCCGUCUCUGUUGCAGACGGGGCCUCAGCCACAAUCCCAAUCCCAACCCCAAAGCAACACCCACCCCCAUCAUUAUAGCUCCCCCAGCUGGCAGGGUGGCACCGCAACCGGUUGCCAGGGGAGUUGGGGCUACGCCCGUUACCCUGGCAACCAUCACCCACACCAGCAUCAGCCCCCGGUGCAGCAACAGCAACUUCCCUCCGUUUACAACCCUCCUUCCUCUCGACACUCCUCCUACCUCCCGCAUCCGCACCCUCACCCCCACAGGGAGUACCUUCCCAGGUACGCUGGAGGGGGAGGGGACAGAGAGAGGGGGGCCGCGGGAGACAGGGAGAGGGGAGUGAGGGGCGAGUGUGUGGUGAGGGAGCUUAACAGGGAGUUUUCUGCUCCGAUAGGUAACAACGGCAACGCGAGCAGUGGGGGUAAUAAUGGCGGCCCAAAUAGCAUCCAAGCCAGGGAGUUUUCAGGUCUGUCUGCGAGUCAAAACCGGGAGUUCCAAGGCGCUGGAAGAGAUGGACCUUCUAACCUCGGUGCCGAUAGAAAAGACUUUGUUCCAGCUUUCCGUGACAGGGAGCAAGACGCGGGAAGAGAGUUUUCCAUGCCAAACCAAAACCAGAGUCGAGACUUUGGCCCCAACGGAGCUGGAGGUGGGCUUCCCAGAGACAAGGACAGGGGCAGAUGGGCAGAGUUUGGAGGCCAAACAAGAGAAGUUGGAGGAAACUGCAACCUAAACAACAGCUCCAUCCCUCAAGGAAGCCAUCCGAGUUCAAACAGCGGUCUGCCGGUAAACGCCAUGCUCAGUCGAGACCCAACGGCAUCACCCCAAAACAACAAUAACCAUCCGUCGCAUUCUUCCCUGCCCCCACACACGCAUCCCACCAAUUUAGCCAGUCGGGAGUUUCCUGCUCCCAUGGACCAGGCACAAACCCCUUCCUCCGCCGCUGACCCUUUUCACAGGGAGUAUCCUCCCACUGGUGGGAAGGACUUCAAUGCAGGGGGACCUCCCUCCGCUGGAACGAAUAGAGAUUAUCUCAGCCCACCUGGCGUUACUUCUAAUCUCGUAAGAGAGUUUUCAGGGCCCGGCGGAAUCCCAAAUCCUCACCCUUCUCAUCCCCAUUACCAGUCCGGACCAAGGGACAGAGAAAGGGAGCCAAACCUGCGAGAGUCUACGCUAUACCAAAACCGUGGAGGUCCAAAUCAACCUCGUGCUCUCUCCCCAUCCUCCUCGAGCAGUCACGGACAUCCUCCAAACGCCAGCUAUCCCCCUCCACCGCCUCAACCUCCUCUCCCCCUAUCCCAAUCUUCCCAUACCCAGCAACUCCCGCCAGGUAUGGCGCCCAACGUUCGCCCCCAACUCUACCAGUCGUCUGCCCAGACUCCUCCAACACACGUGUCUCCACUACCUAGCCCAUCGACCAAUCAGAUAGCGAGCUUCUCGUCAUUUCCCCCUGGAUCGGCCUCCGCGCCCAACAUGCCGCUUCCUGGGCCGGGCGUCUCAUCCAGCUGUUCACCUGGAUGUCGCCCUACGCCAUUACACGGCACCUUGAACAGCCACCCGACAUUCAGCGGACCAUACCACUCCAGCGGUAGCAGUGGUAAUAGCCUGGCUAGCAGCAAUAGCAACAGUGGCACACCCACGAACAGCAAUACCAACUCCCAAUCACCUCAGAAUGUCUCUAAGGGCCCUCCGCCGCUCAACAGCAGCGCGACAACACCUACCCCCAACCUAUCGCAUCCCGGUGGAGAUGGCCAUUCAGAUUCUGGCCCGCCCCCUACACCUGUCAUUAAAGAGGAGCCGCUAGAAGACAGGGAAGAGAGUGAAAGUCCACCAGCGGUGUUGAGAAGUCCAUCUCCUGAACCUAAGCCUGUAGACAUUCCCAUCCACGCUAGCCAGUCAGCAAGGUUUCACAAAGUCCUUGACCGCGGUAGCGGCAACUCCUGCGCCCGCAGCGAUGUCCUCUUUGUUCCAUUGGACGGCUCCAAAUUGUGGAAGAAGAGGAACGAGGUGAUAGAAAGAGCUCGGAGGGAGGUCGAGCAACGUGCCAGAGACAUAAGGGAAAAAGAGAGAGAACGAGAAAGGGAGCGGGAGCGGGAAAGGGAGCUGGAUCGCCACCUGCAGCAACAAAAAGAUGCCAAUGCCAAUGCAGCAGCUCGCCAGGGAUCGUCCCUCUUCUUCCCUUCUUCGUCCUCCAUCAUCCUGGACCCUUCCUCGUCUUCCUCCUGUCCGGGCAACCCGAGCGCCCACCCUUCGCAUCACAUUCAGCAUCAUCCCUCGCAUCCACACGCUCAUCUUCCCCCAACACACCACCUCCAUCCCAGCCUCUCUCACACUAUCCCCCACUCUCUUCUCCUUCCGUCCAUGGCUGGAGCAUCAGCAGUAGUUGGGGGCCCACAGGGUGCUCUCGGAAUCGGGAUAGGAGGCCCUUAUCUGGGUCCUGACACCCCAGCUCUAAGAACCCUGAGCGAGUAUGCUCGCCCUCAUGCGAUGUCCCCGCUCGGGGCAGCGAGUCGGGCCCAAGCACACCACCCUCAAAUUCAUCACGGUCAUCCUCACAUCCAUCCCUCGUUCUUUCUUCCCCAAUUCCAAAAUCACGCGAUAGGCCAUCCACAUCACCUCCCGACAGAUGCUGCGACAGCUGCGGCCAUCUUGGGAUUUCUGUAUGGUGGCGGCCUAGAAGGCGGCCCGGGUAUUGGGGGCCACCCUGGGGUCGGAGGAGGACCGGUGCCUGGAGGAACAGGGUUGGGAGGAGUUGGCUUUCCUCAUGCAGUCGCUGCUCACCGGGAUCGCAUGAAGCCGGGAUUCGAGUUUAAGAGUGAUGAACGGGUCUACCCACCAGCGUCCAUUCAUGAUCCUGCGGCGCUUGCCCUUGCUCACUCUCAUUCGCACGCCAAUGCCCACAGCCACGCACACGCACAUGCCCACUCAUUGCUCCUUGGGGGAGGCGCAGCGGGAGCCAAUGAGGUGUCACUCUAUUGCACUCCUCCUCCCCCAGCUCCAACCGGCCCACCGCACCUCCAGAACCCGACACUGGCCCCAGUAACUCGACCUCCCAAUCCUCCUGCCCCGCAGUCCCUAUCCAAUCCACCACCGUCGCACCCUAGUCAUCCUUCAUCUGCGCCACCGCUUACUGCCCCGCCCCCUGCAGCCCCCGCCGCACCUCCAGCGGCUCCCCCUCCUCCACCCGCCCCGCCAACCUCCGGCGCCACCUCAAUUCAUCACCCUGUCGCCAAUUCUUCUUUUCCUAGUUCCCUGUCCUCCAAUCAAACAUCAGGCCCGGCCACUUCCGAGGCGUACCCGACUCCCACUCGGUCACCGGCCCACUUUGAGCGGGAGCGCGGCGGAGAGCGGGAGCGAGAAAGGGAACGGGACAGAGCACCAUUGCCGGCCUUUGCGGAAAGGGAGCGCGGCGAGAGAGAGCGGGAAAGGGAAAGGGGAGGCAAUGGAGGAGGGCCGGGCGGAGGCAACGCAAACGGAGGAGGAACGGGCGGAGGAGAAAAUAUGGGUCGUGUCCAGAUGCUGAAUGUGACGCCCCACCAUCACCAGCAUUCCCACAUCCACUCGCAUCUGCACCUGCACCAACAAGACACAGCGGCGGGCGGGGUUCACCCCCUGAUGGACCCGCUGGCGUCAGGGUCUCCUUUGGCGCGGCUUCCUUACCCAGGGGCGACAAUAGGCAACCCCAUCCUGGCUCACCCCCUCACUGACAGCGAGGUGCUUCGCCAACAGCUGUUUGGUGAGGAGAAGACUCCUCGUCCAUGUGCUCCUUUCCGCGACAUGCCCCAACCGUCCUCCCUCACUGGUCCCAUGUCGGCAGCCCAUCAGCUCCAGGCCAUGCAGCAGGCCCAGAGCGCGGAGCUGCAGAUCCAGAGACUGGCCCUGGAACAACAGUGGAUUCAUCACCAUCACCACCACUCCCUCAGCCAGGACGAGUACUACAGUCACCUGAAGAAGGAGAGUGACAAGACCCUGUGAGGGAGUCGACCAAGAAGGAAAGGCGUGGCGGUAAAAAAAAAAAAAAGAAGAAGAAAAA